Molecule: messenger RNA, 3261 nt
Organism: Eimeria tenella
Lineage: Eukaryota; Apicomplexa; Conoidasida; Eucoccidiorida; Eimeriidae
Exons: 11
Coding region: 1-3261 (1086 amino acids)
Source: RefSeq, a predicted model, not a curated record
AUGCCGUGUUCUGCUGCUGCAGCCGCUGCUGCUGCUGCUGUUAAAGGCGUAGCAGGACCACGAGCAGCAGCAGCAGCAGCACGAGCAGCUGCAGCAACCAGGGCUGCUGCAGCGGGACGAAGAUUCCCCAGAAGGCAGCGUCCGGCUGCUGCUGCUGAUGCUUCUGCUGCUGCUCCUCGUGUCAAACAGCAACAGCAAGAGCAGCCGCAGCAGCAAAAUUCCCCUUCCCCUUUUCAUUUGCAUGGCCUAAAUAGCCAUGCUCGCACGAGCCGGCUGCUGCUGGUGCAGCAGCAGCUAAAUGCAGCAGCAGCAACAGCAGCAACAGGCCCCCCUGCUGCGCACUUGCAGCAGAAACGCGCAAUCUCUUUCAUUCCUCGGUGGAAAUUAUCUCAGCAGCGGCAGCAGCAACAGCAGCAGCAGCAGCAGCAGACAGGGGCUCCAUUCACCGAGGAAGAACAAGCAGCUGGCCACAACGAGAGCAGCAGCAGCAGCAGCAGCAGCAACGGUAGCAGUGAGCGCGCCGCUGACGCAAACCAUUCAGCAGCUCCUGAGAACGCUCAGGAGCAGCAGCAGCAAGCAGCGGCAGCAGCAGGCAGUGAACCAGCAGCAGACGCACCAAAUAGCAGCACCAGCAGCAGCAGCAGUAGCAGCAGUAGCAGCAACAGCAGCUGGCAGGGGUUGACAGAUCGUUUGCUGCCUUUGCGUCGCUCCGCAGCUGCAGCUGCUGAUGCUGCAGCAGCAGGUACCGCUGCAGCAGAUGCUGCUACAGCAGCAUCUGCUGCAGCGGGUGCUGCUGUGGCAAGGAGUCGCGCGGCAAGGUCUGCCUCCCAUGCAGCAGAAGCAGCAGCAGCAGAGGCAGCAGCAGCAGCAGCAGCCGCAGACCCAGCAGCAAAAGAACAAGCUGCUGCGGCUGGGCAGCAUGCAGCGCGGAUCCCUGAAGCGGUGCCCAGAUCAGCAGCAGCAGCAGGAGGAGCAGCAGCAGCAGCAGCAGGAGCCCCGUUAGGUGCUGCAGCUGCUUGGCGGCAGCCGCAGCAGCUGCAGCAAGAGCUGCUGCAUUUGCUGCAGCGAGCAGCAGCACUUGAACGCAGCAUUGUGAACAACAGGAGGAAGCCCCUUGUGCUGAUACUAGCGGGGGCAGCUGCUGUUGCUGCUGCUGCAGUGGUGGCCCAGUGGGAGCGGGUGCGGCGGCGCGUGGGGAUUGAAGGGGCCGAAGUUAUCAAAGAGGGAAUGAAGAGUCAGCAGCUGCAGUUCACAGCUGCGGAGUUCUCCAAGCAGCUGCUAGACGAUAUACUUGCAGACAAAAACCUGCAGCAGCAAGCCAGCCGGUGGCUGCUGUCUUUUCUGGAAGACAACAGAGAAGCUUUUGCUGCUGCUCUUUCGGGUUUGCUGCAGACGGACGUGCUGCAGCAGUCCGUCUACGCUUUGGCCCUCAACCUCCUCAAUUAUUUGUCCACCAAUGAGGCAGCACAAAAGAGCAUCUCCGACUUGCUGGUCUAUGCCAUAUUCCUCCCUUCAGCCCAAACUGCUGCUGCUCUUUGGAUCUCUUCAGUCUUCAGCAGACAAGACGUAGCAGAAGCAGCGCGGACUUUUGUUGCCAAUGAAGUUCUAAACAACUCUUAUUUGUAUGACCAGCUUUGCCUGACUCUGGCCCGGGCCUCGUGGGACGUUUUGCAAAUGGAAACAACAACUAUCUUAUCUCGAGAUGUAGUCAUGCAGGUGCUGAAGGACCCUGAGCUGCAGGACUACGCGACUACGCUGCUGUGGCAGAUAUUCAAAUCUGUGUUGCAGCUACGCUGGCUCGGAAAUCGCAGCAGCAACAGCAGCAGCAGCGAGCCGUCAGCAGCAACAGCAGCAGCAGAAGCUGGCCCGUCAUCUUCACAGCAGGCAGCUGCAGCAAGCGAAGAGGCACUUGCUGCUGCUGGUGCUGGUCCCGAGCGGCUGCAGCAGCUGCUGCUGCUAGAUGAUUUGCUGCUGCAGUACGGCGACAGCAGCGGACUCGCCAACGGAGAGGCUGCUCUGCUGCAGCAGCUGCGCCUGGGGCUCAAGAGCCGCAUAACAGCAGCGCAGCAGCAACAGCAACAGCAGCAACAGCAGCAGCAACAGCAGCAGCAGCAGGACACUCCGCCUAGAGACGUAGACGAAACUGCUGGCGCUCCAGGCAGCGAUGGCUCGAGGGAACAGGAGCAGCAGCAGCAGGAACAGCAGCAGCAAGCAGAGCGGCAGCAGCAGGACCAGCAGCAGCACGAGCAGAAGCAGCAGGAACAGCAGCAGCAGCAGCAGCAGCUAGCCUGUCAAGAGACAGAGACAGAUCAUUCCGAAGAUAAGAGCGAACUGAACGAGCAGCAGCUGCAUCAGGAACAGCAGCAGCAGCAGCAGGAUGCGCAGCAGACUGCUAAGGAAGGGCAACAGGAAGAUUCUAUUCAGCAGCAGCAGCAGCAGCACGUAGGCAGUAAGGACGUACUGCAGCUGAUUCAGCAGCAGCACUUGGAUGCUGCGGAGCAGCUGCUCGAAACAGACAGGCAAGGACUGCAGCAGCAGCAGCAGCAGCAGCAGCAGCCUGGAAAGACAGAAGCAGCAGCAGCAGCGUCUGCCACUGUUUCUGCGGGAGCUGCAGCAGAAGCAGAAGCAGCAGCAGCAGCAGAAGCAGCAGCAGCAGCAGAAGCAGCAGCAGCAGCAGCGGAAAACUUAACGGGCCAGAGGGAAUCUACUGCUUCGAAGCAAGACGACAGCGGCCCUGCAGCAGCUAUAUUACAGGCUGCUGCAGCAGCUGCUGCUGCUGCUGCUGCGCCAUCUUCCGAAGGAGGUCCAGGUGCUGCAGCUUCUGAAGCAGAGACAGCAGCAACAGCAGCAAGUGCAGCAGCAGCAGCAGCAAAAGCUGCUCUCAUCUCCGUCGGCGCGGCGCUGCGGCGGGCAGGCCUGCGGGCGUUUCAGGGGACAGCAGCAGCAGCACAUGCUGCUGCUGCUGCUGUGUCACUUUUGGCUUAUGCGUCGGAGCUGGAUCUGCUGCUGCAGCAGCUGGAAGAAGACGAGGAGCAGCAGCUGCAGCAGCAGCAGGACUUGCUGCUGCUGCAGCAGCACGGAGGAGCUGCAAGCGAGCCCGCAGGAGCUGCUGCUGAGCUCCGUCAGCUGGCAGCAGCAGCGUGGGCGAUGAUUAGGGCACAGGCUCAUUUGCUGCUGCUGCAAAGGCACAGCAGCAGCAGCAGCAACAACAGAAACACCAGCAGCAGCAGCAGCAACGAGCAGACAGGAGAGCUCCAGUAA